AUGAAAAGUGGCAAGAGCUUCGGGGCCAUGAACAUGGACGAGUUCCUCGCGAACUUGUGGACCACCGUAGAGGAAAACGACAACGGAGGAGGUGGGACCCACCACGACGGAGAGAAACCGACCUUACUUCCACGUCAAGGGUCGUUGUCAGUCCCGGUACCUUUGUGCAAGAAAACCGUCGACGAGGUUUGGUUCGAGAUACAAAACGGCGUACAACCACCGUCAUCAACUCCCGGUCAAAACUCCGACGAUGAUAUCCGCCGGCAACAAACCCUUGGUGAGAUCACGCUCGAGGAUUUUCUGGUUAAGGCCGGGGUUGUACAAGAACCUUUGAAGGCAACUAUAAGGAUGGCGAGUUCUGAUUUCGGUUAUAACCCGGAGUUUGAAGCCGGUUUACAUUGUCAGAACCAAAACAAUUAUGGUGAUAACCGGUCGGUUUACAAUGAAAACCGGCCGUUUUACUCGGUUUUGGGAGAAUCCUCAAGCUGUAUGACCGGGAAUGGGAGGGGCAAUCAGUUUUUAACAGGUUUAGAUGCUUUUCGGAUCAAGAAGCGGAUAAUUGAUGGUCCGCCCGAAAUUUUGAUGGAGCGGAGACAGCGACGGAUGAUUAAAAACCGUGAAUCUGCGGCUAGGUCUCGAGCCCGAAGACAAGCGUAUACUGUGGAAUUGGAGUUGGAAUUGAACCAACUCACGGAAGAAAACGUGAAGCUGAAGAAGAUCGUGGAGGAAAAUGAGAAGAAAAGAAGGCAAGAGGUGAUGAAUAGAAGCAUGCAAAGUACGAAAGAGAAGAGCGGAGACAAAUUGAGAAGGAUUCGGAGGAUGGGUAGUGCCGGGUGGUAG
Messenger RNA from Arabis nemorensis, 840 nucleotides. NCBI's taxonomy places the organism in Eukaryota, Viridiplantae, Streptophyta, Magnoliopsida, Brassicales, Brassicaceae. The record is from the annotation of a GenBank genome assembly.